AUGCUCCUGCGAACGACUCUCGAGGUGCCCGUGGACAACGCGGCCAAGCACCUGACCGAGCCCUCCACCCUGAGAGGCAAGCUCACGGCGAAGACGGCCCCAUCAGUCUUGGCAGCCAAGGACGUGGUCAUAUUCCGCGAGGGCGCCGACAAGGGUUACCAGUUCUUGCCGCAAGCGGAGCAGGCGUGCUGCACGGUCCUGGUCACCGGCCGCUUCGCGGAGCGGCCGCUCAUGGCGCCGAACGGCGAGCGGUUCGCCAAGGACGGAAGAUGCAAUGGCCUACGUGGACCGGUUGCAGACCAUCGGCUUGUCCGCUAG
Prorocentrum cordatum is the source of this 318-nucleotide messenger RNA. NCBI's taxonomy places the organism in Eukaryota, Dinophyceae, Prorocentrales, Prorocentraceae. The record is from the annotation of a GenBank genome assembly.